GCAUGCGCCGCCGCCGCGCUUCCGCCAGUACCGCUCCCCGCGCACGCGCGGGCGGAAGCUCCGGGGCGGGGGCUCGGAAGCGGAAGAGACGGGCCGAGGGCGGAGGGAAAAUGGCGGCGGCCGCGGCGGCCCCUCAGGACGAGCUGGUCUCGUCGGUGACGCUCUACCGGCGGCGGCCGCGCCUCCUCCGCGCCACCGUCCUGCCCUUCGCCGCCGGGCUCUACCCAGCGUGGCUGUGGCUGUGGGGGCCGCGGCUGUGGGGGGCGCAGGGGGAGCAGGAGGAGGAGGAGCGGGGGGGGCCCCCCGAGGCGGCGCUGCUGGCGCUCGGCGCCAUCGCGGCACUGCAGCUGCUCACGGCGCUGGCGGGGCUCUGGUCCGUGCACGCGCAGUGCGCGCUCACCUGCGUCAGGGAGCCGUGUCCCAAAAAAGCCACCUUGGCCAAAGUGGUGCCGACCCCCAACAACGGCUCCGUGGAGCUGGUGCCGCUGCACCGGGAUCAGGGCGAGGACGGGGAGGAGGCUCUUUCCUUCGAAUUCCAGAAAAUCAAGUAUUCCUACGAAACCAACGGGAAGAGACAGUUCCUGCCCGUGGCCUUCCCGGUGGAGUAUCCCCUGAGCUACUACCAGAAUUCCAGAGGCUACCAGGAGGACAAGGAAAUCCGGGCAGCAGAGAAGAAAUAUGGCACCAAUAAGGCUGAGAUGGUGGUGCCAGAAUUCUUGGAAUUGUUCAAGGAAAGAGCCACAGCUCCCUUCUUCGUCUUCCAGGUGUUCUGCGUGGGGCUGUGGUGCCUGGACGAGUACUGGUACUACAGUGUCUUCACCCUGUCCAUGCUCGUGGCCUUCGAGGCCUCGCUGGUGCAGCAGCAGAUGCGGAACAUGUCGGAGAUCCGCAAGAUGGGCAACAAGCCCUACAUGAUCCAGGUGUACAGGAACCGCAAGUGGCGCCCGAUCUCCAGCGACGAGAUCAUCCCGGGGGACAUCGUGUCCAUCGGCCGUUCCCCCCAGGACAAUCUGGUGCCCUGUGAUGUUCUGCUGCUGCGGGGCCGCUGCAUCGUGGACGAGGCAAUGCUGACAGGAGAGUCCGUGCCCCAGAUGAAGGAGCCGGUGGAGGACCUGAGCCCGGAGCACGUGCUGGACAUGGAGAGCGAUUCCCGGCUCCACGUCAUCUUCGGGGGCACGCGGGUGGUGCAGCACAUCCCGCCCCAAAAGGCCUCCUCGGGGCUCAAACCCGUGGAUAACGGAUGCGUCGCCUACGCCCUGAGGACGGGAUUCAACACCUCCCAGGGAAAGCUGCUCCGGACGAUCCUGUUUGGAGUGAAGAGGGUGACGGCCAAUAACCUGGAGACCUUCAUCUUCAUCCUCUUCCUCCUCGUCUUCGCCAUCGCUGCCGCCGCCUACGUCUGGAUCGAGGGCACGAAGGAUCCGCGGCGGAACCACUACCGGCUGUUCCUGGAGUGUGCCCUGAUCCUGACGUCCGUGGUGCCCCCGGAGCUGCCCAUCGAGCUCUCCCUGGCCGUGAACACCUCCCUCAUCGCCCUGGCCAAGCUCUACGUUUACUGCACGGAGCCUUUCCGGAUCCCCUUUGCUGGGAAAGUCCAAGUUUGUUGCUUCGACAAAACCGGGACCUUGACCAGCGACCACCUGGUGGUGCGGGGGGUGGCCGGGCUCAGGGAUGGGAAGGAGGUGACUCCCGUGUCCGACAUUCCCGUGGAAACCCACCGGGCCAUCGCCACCUGCCACUCCCUGGUGCAGCUGGAGGACGGGACGCUGGUGGGAGAUCCUCUGGAAAAGGCCAUGCUCCUGGCCGUGGACUGGACCCUGACCAAAGAUGAGAAAGUUUUCCCAAGGAGUCUAAAAACUCCGGGGAUGAAAAUUCACCAGCGCUUUCAUUUCUCCAGUGCCCUGAAGCGGAUGUCGGUCCUGGCCUCCUACGAGCGCGGCCCCGGCGCCCAACUCGCCUUCGUCGCCGCCGUCAAGGGCGCGCCCGAGACCCUGCGGCCCAUGUUAUCCCAAUGUCCCAGCAACUACCACUCCGUGCACCGGGAGAUCUCCCACGAGGGCGCUCGGGUCCUGGCCCUGGGCUACAAGGAACUGGGACACCUCACCCACCAGCAGGUGCGGGAGAUGAAAAGGGAAACCUUGGAAUGUGACCUGAGGUUUGUGGGGUUCAUCGUGGUCUCGUGUCCCCUCAAAGCCGACUCCAAAUCCGUCAUCAGGGAGAUCCAGAACGCUUCCCACCACGUGGUGAUGAUCACGGGGGACAACCCCCUGACUGCCUGCCACGUGGCCAGGGAGCUGCACUUCCUGCAGAAGGAAAAGACCCUCAUCCUGCAACCUCCGGCUUCCAAAGGCUCCCCGUGGCAGUGGGAAUCGCGGGACGGGGCCGUGGUGCUCCCGGCGUUCCCGGAAUCCCAGCAGGAGCUGACGGAGCCCUUUGACCUGUGUGUGACCGGGGAGGGCCUGGAGCACCUCCGGAGCGGGAACCGGGAGCGGCUGCUCCGGCUCAUCCCGCACAUCCGCGUCUUCGCCAGGGUCGUGCCCAAGCAGAAGGAAUUCGUGAUCACCACGCUGAAGAGCCUCGGCUUCUCCACCCUCAUGUGUGGGGAUGGCACCAAUGACGUGGGGGCCCUGAAACACGCGGAUGUGGGAGUGGCCCUGCUGGCAAACGCUCCCGAGAGGAUUCCCGAGCGGAAGAAGCGGCCCCGGGACGGCACCGGGGACGGGAGAGCCGGAAUUCCAGCGGCAGGAGUCGGGAAUGUGAGACCCACAUCCCGGGGAGCCAAGCACAGGGUCCUGUCCCAGCGGGAGGAGCAGCUGGCCAUCCACAGGGAACGGCUCAGCCAAGUGCUGAAGGACCUGGAGGAGGAACGAGCUCCAGUGGUGAAACUGGGAGACGCCAGCAUUGCCGCCCCCUUCACCUCCAAACUCUCUUCCAUCCAGUGCAUCUGCCACGUGAUCAAGCAGGGCCGCUGCACGCUGGUGACGACGCUGCAGAUGUUCAAGAUCCUGGCGUUGAACGCCCUGAUCCUGGCCUACAGCCAGAGCGUCCUCUACCUCGAGGGCGUCAAGUUCAGUGACUUCCAGGCCACGCUCCAGGGGCUGCUCCUGGCUGGCUGCUUCCUCUUCAUCUCCCGCUCCAAGCCUUUGAAGACCCUUUCCAAGGAGAGGCCCCUUCCCAACAUCUUUAACCUGUACACGGUGCUGACGGUGCUGCUGCAGUUCCUGGUGCACUUCCUGAGCCUCGUCUUCCUGUACCGGGGGGCCCAGGCCCGGAGCGGGCCCAGGGAGGAAGAAUUUGUGGAUCUGAGCAAGGAAUUCGAGCCGAGCCUGGUGAACAGCACCGUGUACAUCCUGUCCAUGGCCAUGCAGAUGGUCACCUUCGCCAUCAACUACAAGGGCCAUCCCUUCAUGGAGAGUCUCCAGGAGAACAAGCCCCUGCUCUGGAGCAUCGUCCUGUCGGGAAUGGCCAUCGUGGGGCUCCUCUCGGGCUCCUCCCCGGAAUUCAACGAGCAGUUUGGGCUCGUGGAGAUCCCCACCGAGUUCAAGCUCGUGAUCUCCCAGGUCCUCCUGGCCGACUUCCUGCUCGCCUUGUCCGUGGAUCGGAUCCUGCAGUUCCUGCUGGGGAGCUCCAAGCUCCAAGUGCCUUCCUGAGGGGAAUUCCCGACUCCAGAGCCGUGUCCUGCCAUCCCAACCCCGCCCCCAGCGUUCCCGGCGGGGAUUUUCCACCCCCAAAUCCACCUCUGGGAAAGGAAACGGCCGCAGUUUGGAGGUGGUUUUUUCUUUUUUCCAGGAUGUGCUGGGGAAUUUCUUUGGGGGGGGAUGUGGGGGAAGUUUUCAAGGAAAAUCCUCGAAUUUUCAUGGAAAAUCCACAAAUUUUCAAGGAAAUACCUUAAAUUUUCAUGGAAAAAUCCUCAAAUUUUCAAGGAGACCCCUCAAAUUUAAAGGAAAAGCCUCAAAUCUCCAGGAAACAUUUGGGGAAUUCGGGAACUAAAAGCUCAAAUCGAGGUGUUUUGAAAAGUGUUUGGGGCUGGAAAAUUCCAUGGAAAACUUGGGAAUAAACCAGCCCCGAAGCG
This is a messenger RNA of Corapipo altera (White-ruffed manakin), 4072 nucleotides long. RefSeq names its product ATPase 13A1 (gene ATP13A1). Gene Ontology annotation, biological process: extraction of mislocalized protein from ER membrane; intracellular calcium ion homeostasis. NCBI's taxonomy places the organism in Eukaryota, Metazoa, Chordata, Aves, Passeriformes, Pipridae. The transcript has 26 exons. Gene Ontology annotation, cellular component: endoplasmic reticulum membrane. The coding region runs from base 3 to 3650 and encodes 1215 amino acids. The record is from RefSeq and is a predicted model, not a curated record. Gene Ontology annotation, molecular function: membrane protein dislocase activity; ATP binding; ATP hydrolysis activity.